ACGUCACGGCGCGGGCGGAAGAUGGCCGGGUGGUUCUCCUGCAGCUGCUGACCCGCCGGCAGUGCGGAGCCGGAGGCCGGCUCCCGCUCCCGCUCCCGCUCGCCGAGUGGCCGCCGCCAUGUCGCUGCUGCAGUCUGCGCUGGACUUCCUGGCGGGCCCCGGGUCUCUUGGCGGAGCUGCGGGCCGUGACCAGAGCGACUUCGUGGGGCAGACGGUGGAGCUGGGCGAGCUGCGUCUGCGGGUGCGGCGGGGCCUAGCCGAAGGAGGGUUCGCAUUUGUUUAUGAAGCUCAGGAUCUGGGAAGUGGCAGAGAGUAUGCAUUAAAGAGAUUAUUAUCCAAUGAAGAGGAAAAGAACAGAGCCAUCAUUCAGGAAGUUUGCUUCUUGAAAAAACUUUCCGGCCAUCCCAAUAUUGUCCAGUUCUGCUCUGCAGCAUCCAUAGGAAAAGAAGAAUCGGACACUGGGCAGGCUGAGUUCCUCCUGCUUACAGAGCUCUGUAAAGGACAGCUGGUGGAGUUUCUCAGGAAAGUUGACUGUAAAGGCCCUCUGUCCUGCGACAGCAUUCUGAAGAUCUUCUACCAGACAUGCAGAGCAGUGCAGCACAUGCACAGGCAGAAACCACCCAUCAUCCACAGGGACCUCAAGGUUGAAAACUUACUGCUUAGCAACCAGGGGACCAUUAAGCUGUGUGACUUUGGCAGUGCCACAACCAUCUCCCAUUAUCCUGACUACAGCUGGAGUGCCCAGAAGCGAGCAAUGGUGGAGGAAGAGAUCACGAGGAAUACCACACCCAUGUACAGAACACCAGAAAUUGUAGACCUGUAUUCCAACUUCCCCAUUGGCGAGAAACAGGAUAUCUGGGCACUGGGCUGUAUCUUAUACCUGCUGUGUUUCCGGCAGCAUCCUUUUGAGGAUGGAGCAAAACUUCGGAUAGUCAACGGAAAGUACUCCAUCCCUGUGAAUGACACUCGUUACACAGUCUUUCAUGACCUUAUUCGUGCCAUGCUAAAGGUCAACCCAGAGGAGAGACUGUCCAUUGCUGAAGUGGUCCGACAACUUCAGGAAAUUGCAGCAGCCAGGAAUGUGAACCCCAAGGCCCCUAUCACAGAGCUGCUGGAACAGAAUGGUGGCUAUGGGAACUCAGGGCCUUCCCGGGCACCACCCCCUCCGGGGGGCCCUGUGAAUAGCAGUUACAGUGGAGUUCUGGCUCUGGCAGAGUAUGACCAGCCCUAUGGUGGGUUUCUCGACAUCCUACGGGGCGGGACAGAACGACUUUUCACCAACCUCAAGGAUACUUCCUCCAAAGUCAUCCAGUCUGUGGCUAACUAUGCAAAGGGUGAUCUGGACAUAUCUUACAUCACAUCCAGGAUUGCAGUGAUGUCAUUCCCAGCAGAAGGUGUAGAGUCAGCAAUCAAAAACAACAUAGAGGAUGUGCGGUUGUUUCUGGAUGCCAAGCAUCCAGGACACUAUGCUGUCUACAACCUGUCUCCACGGAUAUACCGGGCUUCCAAAUUCCACAACCGGGUCUCUGAGUGUGGCUGGGCAGCCAGGCGGGCACCACAUCUCCACGGUUUGUACACUCUUUGCAGGAGUAUGCAUGCCUGGCUCCGGGAAGACCACAGGAACGUUUGCGUUGUGCACUGCAUGGAUGGGAGAGCUGCAUCUGCUGUGGCAGUCUGUGCAUUCCUGUGCUUCUGCCGUCUCUUCAGCACUGCAGAGGCUGCUGUGUACAUGUUCAGCAUGAAGCGCUGCCCACCAGGCAUUUGGCCAUCCCACAAAAGGUAUAUUGAAUAUAUAUGUGACAUGGUGGCAGAGGAGCCCAUCACACCCCAUAGCAAGCCAAUGCUGGUGAAAUCUGUUGUCAUGACCCCUGUGCCAUUGUUCAGCAAGCAGAGGAAUGGCUGCCGACCAUUCUGUGAGGUCUAUGUUGGGGAGGAGCGCAUAACCACCACAUCCCAGGAAUAUGACAGGAUGAAGGAAUUUAAAAUUGAGGAUGGCAAAGCUGUCAUCCCCCUGGGCAUAACAGUUCAGGGGGACGUGCUCAUCAUCAUCUACCAUGCGAGAUCCACUUUAGGAGGGAGGCUACAGGCCAAGAUGGCGUCCAUGAAAAUGUUCCAGAUCCAGUUCCACACUGGGUUCGUGCCUCGAAAUGCAACCACUGUGAAAUUUGCAAAGUAUGACCUCGACGCUUGUGACAUUCAGGAGAAGUACCCAGAUCUGUUCCAGGUGAACCUAGAGGUGGAGGUGGAACCUAGAGACAGGCCCAGCCGAGAAACUCCACCUUGGGAGAAUAGCAGCCUGAGGGGUCUGAACCCCAAGAUCCUCUUUUCCAGCAGGGAAGAGCAGCAGGACAUCCUGUCUAAGUUUGGGAAGCCAGAGCUCCCCCGGCAGCCGGGCUCCACAGCUCAGUAUGACGCUGAGGCAGGGUCUCCGGAGGCUGAGAUCACAGAGUCGGACUCACCGCAGAGCAGCGGCACGGACACCAACCACUUUCUUCACACGCUGGAUUGGCAGGAGGAAAAAGAACCAGACACUGGUGCAGACAAUUCCUCUCCUAAGGAGAGUCAGUCUGUCCUGAUUGCGGACAGAGAUGGAAGCGAAGUAUCAGAUGAAGAAGAGCCUCCAUUCCCCAGUGAGGCGAGGGAGCCAGGGUCUGGAGAAGACAUACCAAGGCUGGCAGCUGGGACCAGGCAGCAAGACUUACUAUUUGAUGUGGGCAUGCUGGCUGCCCCACAGGAGCCUGCUCACCAGGAAGAGGGUGUCGAUCUCCUGGGCCUACACUCUGAGGGUGACUCGGGGCCUGCUGCCCCCUUGCAGGCUUGUAGGGUCCCCUCCAGCAACACUGACUUGUUGAGCUGCCUUCUUGAACCAUCUGAUGCGGCUCAAGUGGGGCCUCCUGGUGACCUGCUCAGUGGUGAGGCUCCUCUGCUUCUGGAAAGCCCAGUUUCUCUUCUUGGGGUGCAAAGCUCCCAACAAGGAAGAGUCUCUGACACUGUGGACCCAUUUGAUCAGCUCCUACUGUCAUCCAGCUCGGACACCCAGCCCUGCUCCAAGCCUGAUCUUUUUGGAGAGUUUCUAAACCCUGACUCUGUAGCUUCCUCAACUGCCUUCCCAUCCACCCACAGUGCUCCACCCCCAUCCUGCAGCACUACCUUCCUGCACCUGGGGGAUCUCUCAGCAGAGCCCAACAAGGUGAUAGCUUCAUCAAGCCACCCAGAUCUGCUAGGAGGAUGGGAUACCUGGGCUGAGACUGCUGUCCCUGGGUCAGCCUCCAUGCCAGUACCAGAAGGUACCCUCUUCUCUUCUGGAAGUCACCCGGCCCCUACGGGUUCCCACCCUAGCCAAACCAAGUCUCAGAGCCGAGACCCAUUUGCUGAUCUCAGUGAUCUCAGCUCUAGCCUCCAAGGCCUACCUGCUGGACUUCCUCCAGGAGGCUUUGUUGCCACAUCAGCCUCCACUCCCAAAAGCAGCAGCUCCUGGCAGACAAGUCGUCCCAUGGCCCCUGGAACCUCAUGGACCCCCCCGGCCAAGCCAGCCCCCAGAGCCUCUGAACAGCCAAGGUCUCACUUCAGUGUGAUCGGAGCUCGAGAGGAGAGGGGUGUCCGUGUGCCCAGCUUUGCCCAAAAGCCGAAGGUCUCAGAAAAUGAUUUUGAAGACCUGCUGCCUAAUCAAGGCUUCUCCAAGUCUGACAAGAAAGGGCCAAAGACCAUGGCAGAGAUGCGGAAACAGGACCUUGCCAGAGACACAGACCCAUUGAAGUUGAAGCUUUUGGAGUGGAUUGAAGGCAAGGAGAGGAACAUCCGUGCACUUCUGUCCACGCUGCACACGGUACUGUGGGAUGGGGAAAGCCGCUGGACACCUGUGAGUAUGGCUGACCUGGUGACCCCAGAGCAGGUGAAGAAGCAAUACCGCCGUGCAGUUCUGGUAGUGCAUCCGGAUAAGGCCACAGGGCAACCAUAUGAACAGUAUGCCAAGAUGAUCUUCAUGGAGCUGAACGAUGCAUGGUCUGAGUUUGAGAACCAGGGCUCGAGGCCCCUCUUCUGAGGCCAGGGAUUGCUAUGGCUGCAGGAGCUGCUCGUGAAGCCUGAAUGCUGCUGACCUGACUGAUGCACAAAUGGGACCAUAGCAGGUGUGGCAGGUGAUAGAUUUGGCCCCAGUGGCCUGGACCAUCUACUCCCAGCCAUCCUGCAUUCAUCAUGGACAAAUACCAUUCCAUGGCUGGGAGAGAAAGCAUUCCUCAGAUCUGAUAUUUGUUGUUUUGUUUUUCUUUUUCUUGUCCCAGAGGAAAAGUGUUGAUUUAUACUCCUUCCACAGCUGUCACAGUUUGUGGUUUACUUGGUGUCUGGUGACUGUUACCUCUUGAAUGGUACAUGUCGCUGGCACUGCUCUCCUGUCACUUCUUCAAAUCUGGGGGUGCAUCCACACCCACUCUGAUGAGUUUGCCAAUCAUCUGUACAUAAUUAAACUAUUUUCUGAUGGCUGGUGCAGUCUC
Cricetulus griseus (Chinese hamster) is the source of this 4490-nucleotide messenger RNA. Lineage: Eukaryota; Metazoa; Chordata; Mammalia; Rodentia; Cricetidae. The record is from RefSeq and is a predicted model, not a curated record.